Molecule: messenger RNA, 2484 nt
Organism: Microplitis demolitor
Lineage: Eukaryota; Metazoa; Arthropoda; Insecta; Hymenoptera; Braconidae
Exons: 10
Coding region: 459-2213 (584 amino acids)
Biological process (GO): long-chain fatty acid metabolic process; fatty-acyl-CoA biosynthetic process
Cellular component (GO): mitochondrion
Molecular function (GO): long-chain fatty acid-CoA ligase activity
Source: RefSeq, a predicted model, not a curated record
UAGUUAUUAUGAUUCGUCGCGACUGGUUCGAUGCAUGAGUCGAGCCUCCAAGAGCAUAACAACAGACAACAGUUUGUUAUGCAUUCACUAUACGUAUAUUUUACGUAAUUUUUGUUUAAGUUUACACGUAAAACCCAGUCAGUGAAAGAAGUAGUAUAGUUGAGUGUCUUACGAUGAAAGUUAGUGAACGCAGUACCAUUUGUGUCUGCCCAGCAGACGAAUCGGUACAUAUCGUUAGUUAUAGUUAUUUAUCCUACUGAACUAUUUUCAACUUUACUGACCAUCAAAGUAUUUAAAAUUCGUUACAUUUUUUUUUAAAUGUCUAACAAAAUUAACUCAUGUGAUUAUAUUUUUUACUGCUGUUAAGUAUAAUACUUGAUAUUAUUGGGCAAUGCAAUUGACGAUAAAUUAAAAAUAAACAUAAAAGUUAUUUAAUAGAUUUAUAUUUCUAAGAAAUUAUGGAGUCUCUUAUACGUGGGAUUCAACGAAUGGGAUUGGUUUUAAAAAAUGGCUCAAGAAUUAAGAAUUUAACCUCAGUAAGAUAUGCGUCGGCUGUUUCAAGAUGUAAAGUGAUUGAAGGUAAUAAUGGUGAGCGUAUUUUUACAUCAUCCUAUGAAGACAUUGAAAUACCUUCAUUAACUAUUCCUGAAUUUAUAUGGCAGAAAUUGGAAAAAUGGCCGACAAAAAUUGCUGCCGAAUGUGGAAUUACAGGAAGAAAAUAUACGUACGCGGAAGCGAGAGAUAGUGCUAAUUAUAUUGCAAGAAGUUUAAGAAAUAUGGGCUUAAGAGAAGGUGAUGUAGUGGCACUGAUAUUACCAAACUUGCCGGAAAGUCCAAUUUCAUUGCUUGGUAUUUUAGAAGCUGGACUCAUUUGUACAACGGUCAAUCCUUUAUACACAGUUGAUGAAAUUUCUCGACAACUACGAUCAUCUGGAGCAAAAGCAAUUAUUACAUCCUCCGAAAUAGCAACGAAUGUGAUGAUUGCCGCAAAAGCGACUCUUCCUCCGAAUUCACCUUUUAUAAUUGUUGAGGAUACGGAUCGAGCUUUACCAGCGGGAUCAAUUCCUUUCAAAGAUCUUUUAACAAGAGGAAAAACAUUACCCCAAGUGCCAGAAAAAUGUCGGAAUGCGCACGAUCUUGCAAUACUGCCAUAUUCAAGUGGUACCACUGGGCUUCCAAAAGGAGUAAUGUUAACUCAUUACAAUUUAAUAGCGGAUAUGAUAAUGACAGAUUCUAGUUGUGACUUUAUACAAGUACCAGAUGAAUUUCAAGAUAUUAUCCCUGUUGUUUUACCUUUAUUUCAUAUAUAUGGAAUGAAUGGUCUAAUGUUGCCAAGAAUGGCCGCAGGAGCUAAAUUAAUUACACUGCCAAGUUUCACUCCUGAUUCAUACAUAAACGUAUUGUCGAAAAAUAAGUGUACUCUAAUCUUUAGUGUACCACCUAUUGUUUUAUUUUACGGUGCUCAUCCAGGAGUUAAAUCUGAAUUUUUCAAAGAUGUGAGAUGUAUAUUUAGUGGUGCAGCGCCGUUAGCUGCAUCAGAUGUUCAAAGGGUUUAUGAGAAGUUCAAAAUGACUUCUGAUCAAUUACGAUUCCUUCAAGGAUACGGCUUAACAGAAUCUUCCCCUGUAUCAUUUUUAGAAAUGUCCAAUUCUAAGUUUUCAAGUAUCGGACAUCCAGUAAAUUUAUGCAAAGUACGGUUGGUUGACCCGCUAACAGGUAAUGAUGUUGUUACACCAGGACAAACUGGAGAAAUUUGGAUAAAAGGUCCUCAUGUAAUGAAAGGAUAUUUUAAUAAUGAAAAAGCAACACAAGAAACCUUACAAGAUGGAUGGUUAAAAACGGGUGACAUUGCUUACUAUGAUGAAGAUUUUGCAUUUUUCAUAACUGAUAGACUGAAAGAACUCAUCAAAGUUAAAGGAUUCCAGGUACCUCCAGCAGAAUUAGAAGCUAUUUUAAGAACUCAUCCUGCUGUUGCUGAUGCUGCUGUUGUUGGAGUACCUGAUCCACGAUCUGGAGAAGUACCUAAGGCAUUCGUUGUACUUAAACCAAAUAAAUCGGCGAGUGCAGAAGAUAUACAAAAUUUUAUGAAAGGAAAAGUUUCAGAGUACAAAGAACUCAAAGGUGGUGUUAGUUUUAUUGAUGAAAUGCCCAGAAAUGCUAGUGGUAAAAUACUGCGGAUAUCUUUAAAAAAUCUUAAUCAAGAAUCAAGUUAAAUCGAUAAAUACUUAGUUCACAUUAAAAAAAUAAAUAAAUGUGAUAUUAUUUUUUUAUGAUAUCCAUACAAAUGUAAAAAGGCUAAUAUAAAAACAUGCUAAUGAAAAUGAUUUAUUUAAAAAACAUAAUAUUUAGAUGUAUUAUAGAAGUUUUAAUAGUUGUUCAGGAUUGUAUGAUUUUAAAAAAAUGUAACUUUUAGCUAAGAACUGAUCUAUUUGGUACUAUAUUUUUUAUCAGAGUUAAAAAAAAAUUAAUAGCAAUAAACUUCGU